Tachysurus vachellii is the source of this 4392-nucleotide messenger RNA. It is a transcript of the gene tyk2, whose product is annotated as tyrosine kinase 2. Gene Ontology annotation, molecular function: cytokine receptor binding; non-membrane spanning protein tyrosine kinase activity; ATP binding. Gene Ontology annotation, cellular component: cytosol; membrane; cytoskeleton. The transcript has 24 exons. The record is from RefSeq and is a predicted model, not a curated record. NCBI's taxonomy places the organism in Eukaryota, Metazoa, Chordata, Actinopteri, Siluriformes, Bagridae. Bases 174 to 3689 code for a protein of 1171 amino acids. Gene Ontology annotation, biological process: cell differentiation; intracellular signal transduction; cytokine-mediated signaling pathway.
AAACUCUUUCCCUUUCCGUCUCAGACCCUCCCCGUGUCUCCACUUCGGCACGCAGGAAGCGAGAGAUUCCGUGUCUGAAUAAAGAGAAUGUGACCUGAGGACCUCAAAACCCCCCAAAACACACCACACUCUUCUGCACUCAGCGGUGUAAAUGGUGUAAAAGCGAAUGGAGGAUGUCUAGACGUGGAUGUUUCAAGAGUUCAAAGAAAGGGGCGUCCACAGAGCAAUGCGAGGCGCCUCAGGGGACAGGGAUUCACGUCUACCUCUUCUGGACUAAAACUGGAGAUUAUUAUCUGACUCACCAGGACGGUGAAGUGACGGCGGAGGACCUGCUGAUCCGGGCAGCUGAUAUUAUUGGGAUCACACCGGCAUGCUAUGUUCUGUUUGCGCUGUACGACCCGGCCUGCUCCUGUUGGUACAGUCCAAACCACAGGUUCGAGCCGAAAAAUCAGGAAAGCCUGAUACUUCACUUCCGUAUGAGGUUCUACUUUCGGAACUGGCACGGACUGAACCAGACGGAGCCAAUGGUGUCGCGGUAUACCAGUCAGACAGAGAGCGAGCACGGAGCUGCACCUCUGCUGGAGAUCUCCUCUCUGGAGUACCUGUUUGCUCAGGCAAAAUGUGAUUUUGUGAAUGAUGUGACCUCACUGGAGGAUGUGACGGGAGAGGCAGCGAUCAGUGGGUUUAAAAAUGAGAGCUUGGGCAUGGCUGUGCUGCACUUAUCUCACAAGGCUCUGCAGACUGGCGCCUCACUACAGGAAGUGGCCAAACAAACUAGCUUCCUGCGCUGCAUCCCCCGCUCUUUCUCUCGCCACAUUGCCAAAGAUAACUUCUUAACCAAGUUCCGUAUCCGCCGCGUGUUUGCUGACUUUGUGCGCAGCUUCCAGCAGCAUACUGUGGGCCAGGGCAGACUCGGCCCCCAGGAAGUCAUGUACAAGUACCUGUCCACGCUGGAGCGUCUGGCUCCUCGCUUUGGCACUGAGACAUUCUCCAUCUUCCACCUCGACUUGAGGCCAGAUGGCGAUGGCAGCGGCUCGUAUCUGAAUGCCUCGCGAGCACACGAGCCCCUGCAGGAGGUUACCUGUAGUCAGCCCACACAUGAGGUCAUGGUGUCUGGCACCACUGGCAUCCAGUGGAGGAAGAUCUCGGCUCAGAGGGCUCAGGAAAAUAACUAUAUGGGGAAUGAGUACUUGAACAAGAGGAAGCGAGAGAAGCAUGAAGUCACUCAACAGGAAAGCAACAUGCCUGAAAGCUGGAAUGUGUUCUGUGACUUUCCUGAAAUCUCACACAUCGCCAUAACAGGAGCGAAUGUCUGCAUCAGCCGGCAAGACAACUUUGCAAUGGACUUGCGUUUGAUGUCCAUUCUUGAGGCACGCUCACUGGUGUCUCUACUCGAUGGGUAUUUCCGCCUGACAGCAGACGCUCACCACUACCUCUGCCAUGAGGUGGCACCGCCCCGAGUGGUCCUGAGCGAGGCCAACGGUCUGCACGGCCCAAUACAUGAUGAGUUUGUGCUGCAGAAGCUGAAGAAGGAGCGUGUGGAUGACGGCGUGUACUUACUGCGCUGGAGUGUUCUGGACUACCGACGUAUCAUAUUAGCGGUUCUGAGCAGGACCGAGGAUGGACAGAAUCCAACACAUAAGCAGUUCAGGAUCAUGCAGAAGGGCUCGAUGUUUACACUCGAGGGCUGGGACCGAGAUUUCUCAAACGUGAAGGAGCUCACAGAAAGCCUGAAGACCUUUGUGCUCAAGUCUGGUCAGGACUGCUUCACCGUGAAGAAGUGCUGUCUGCCCCGACCUGCAGAGCUGUCAAAUCUCCUAGUAAUGAGACAGGGCAUGAACGACAAUACCAAGCCUCUCUCUGAAACCCUCAACCUGUGCCAACUGAGAUUCCAUCAGAUUAAAGACAAAGAGAUCGUCCAGGAGCAGCACUUGGGCCGCGGCACUAGGACCAACAUCUACUCGGGCCGCUUGAUGGUGCGCAAAGAAACGGAAGAUGACGAGGACGAAUGGAACAAUAAUCACACCAACGGAAAAGGCAUCCGAGUGGUGCUGAAGAUCCUGGAUCAGAGCCACAAGGACAUAGCACUGGCUUUCUUCGAGACCGCUAGCUUCAUGAGUCAGGUGUCUCACUCUCACCUGGUUUUUGUGCAUGGAGUUUCAGUCAAGGGAUCUGAGAACAUCAUGGUAGAAGAGUUUGUGGAGUUUGGCCCCCUGGACGUCUUCCUGCACAAAGAGAAGGCUUGUGUUACGCCUCAGUGGAAGUUUACGGUGGCAAAACAGCUGGCCAGCGCUCUCUGUUAUCUUGAAACAAAACGCUUGGUUCAUGGGAAUGUCUGUGCAAAGAAUAUUCUGGUUGCUCGCAAGGGACUGGAGGAGGGCACGCUUCCGUUUGUGAAGCUGAGUGACCCGGGGAUUUCUCUUACUGCACUCUCACGUGGAGAACGAGUUGAGCGAAUUCCAUGGAUCGCUCCAGAGUGUGUGCUCUGUGGAUCUGUAAUAGGCAGCGCUGCAGAUAAGUGGAGCUUUGGCGCCACGCUGCUAGAAAUCUGCAACAACGGAGAUCUGGCCAUGAGCGGCGGUACUUUACCAGAGAAAGAGCGGUUCUAUGAGACCCAGAGCCGCCUGGCUGUCCCCUCGUCUCAGGAGCUGGCCAGCUUCAUCAGCAUGUGUCUGACCUAUGACCCAGCAGCCAGGCCAUCGUUCAGGACCAUUCUACGGGAGCUAACAGAAAUCCAGAUAAAGAACCCAGACAUUUCUUCUGACUGCGAAGCACUUCCAGACAAAGAUCCCAGUAUUUUCCUAAAGCGGCACCUGAGGAAGAUCAGAGAUCUGGGAGAGGGGCAUUUUGGGAAAGUGAUGCUGUAUGUGUAUGACCCUGCUAAUGAUGGCACUGGAGAGUAUGUGGCAGUGAAGACCCUUAAACAGGAUGGGGGAAAUCACCUCCAUGACUCAUGGAUGAAGGAGAUCAAAAUCCUUAAAUCACUCUACCAUAACAACAUUGUCAAGUAUAAAGGAUGUUGCACUGAACUGGGUGGCCAGGUGGUCCAGCUAAUCAUGGAGUACCUUCCACUGGGCAGCCUUCGGGAGUACCUGCCCAAACACCGUGUGGGAUUCACACAGAAUCUGCUCUUUGCCCAACAGAUCUGCCAGGGAAUGGAUUACCUGCACUCGAAAAGAUAUAUCCAUCGGGAUUUAGCUGCUCGCAAUGUUCUGGUGGAGAACGAGGGAGUGGUGAAAAUCGGUGACUUUGGCUUGACAAAGUACAUUCCUGAGGGAGAGGUGUAUUACCGGGUCCGGGAGGAUGGAGACAGUCCUGUUUUCUGGUAUGCCAUAGAAUGUCUGAAAGAAAGCAAGUUUUCCUUUUCUUCUGAUGUCUGGUCUUUUGGUGUCACACUGUAUGAGAUUCUGACACGCUGUGACCACCGUCAAAGUCCACCUGCGAAAUAUGUGGAUAUGAUGGGGUUGGUACAAGGGCAGAUGACUGUGAUGAAACUGAUUGGCCUCUUGGAGAAACACAGGCGGCUGCCACGUCCUCGAGACUGUCCACAUGAGGUGUAUAUGCUGAUGGAGCAGUGCUGGGACUUCACACCAGCCCAGCGUCCGACAUUCAAUUCCCUGGCAGAGUCUUUGGAGGAAAUUCGUCGUAGGUAUGAGGAACCUGCUGUGCGGCUUGCUCAGAUUAACUGACCACGUUUACAACAUAUAGCACUUCUUAAUGAUUUGACUGCAUUGGAUAUAAAACAAGUGUUGCUUCAUUAUCAUAGUAACAAAUCAAUCCAUUCUGCUCCUCAAGUGCUCUUUGUCUGUAUCUUUUUUAAAGACUAAUUAACUAAAGUACGUACAGUGAUGAGACUUUAUUUCUUGGAGUGACUAAGUGUACUGUGAAUAGAUGUUUUGAUGUUAUUUUACUUGUUUUUCUUUUUUUCACUCUUCUGCCUUAAACCUAUACAGUAUAUGUUCUGAAUGCAUUUUUCUGUAUUCAUUAUUUUGUUGUCCCUCCUUUACUUUUUAUUAGAACUUAAAUGUCUGGCAAAUGUAAACCAAAGUCAGUAACCUGUUCUGAAAGGGCUUAAUAGUUUAGUCUAUUUUGCCAAUAUGCACCUUAUUAGUUAGGAACUUUUAAGAUAUGCCGACCAUCCCUGAAUAUUUUUUAAUUGUAUUUAUUGUCAUGUUUUAUAAAAUGAAUACUCAAGGGACUCCAGCAUAGGACUCCAGCAUAUAGAAUGCUCAGAGGUUCAUUUAAUGAAAGAGAAUCUAAUGGAUGGAUGAUUGGAUGACUUAAUGGAUGGAUGAUUGGAUGACUGAAUGGAUGGAUGAUUGGAUGAUACAGGACUCAGGUGUACACACCAACAAUGGCUUUAAUAAAACUGUGUGUUUCAAACCAUUGAAA